UCGAGAAUUGGUUUGUUUUGUUUGCUUCAGAAAUAUUUAGUUUUAGCAUUUGUGCUGUAACUGGACAAUUUUGAGCAUUGAUUUGACUCGAACAAAUAAUAUUGGAGAAGUGAUAUGGCUUAUGUUAGAAACAACCUGUACCAGUGCAGCUUUUGCUCCAAUACAUGCAAUGAGCGAUUCCAUCACGUGCUGGUCCCCUUUCACCAAGAACAGAAACUAAAGACCGUCCUGCAGAAGUUGAACAAUUUCACUUCUCAGUUGACCAGUUAUCCUACAUGCGACAAAUGUCGCCAAGAAUUCAUAACCGUCCACAACAUUCCUGAGAGCUGUUUCCAAAUUUUGCCCAGCACCAAUUCGACUGAUGAUAUCAAGAUGGAUCCAGAGUUAAUGAUUGAAGGCCACGAGCUGCCGGGUAACGGAAACAUUUUUGAGACAGAUCCAAUAGUUGAUAUUGGGUCAAUUGAACAGGAAGCCGACAAACAAAUCAAUGGAGAAAAUGGAGAAGUAUUCUACAUCAACGAAAUGGACGAAGAAGACAACAGUGCAUCAACAAUUCCGAAUGCUAGAACAAAUACACAAAGAAAAAAUGAUUUGGAUUCUUCACAGAAGGAAGUUUGCUUAUCUUCAAUCCGCCAGAAACGAUGGAAACCAUUUAAAUGUGAUAUGUGUAAAAAAACAUUCACCGCAAAACACAGCGUUAGAGUGCACAUGCGAGUUCAUACGGGUGAACGACCCUUUUCGUGUUCACAUUGUCAGAAAACAUUUAAGGAAUCCUCAACGCUCCUAAGGCACAUUCGAAUUCAUACGGGUGAACGUCCCCAUUCUUGUCCACAUUGUCCGAGAACAUUUAUACAACAUUCAACACUCCAAGACCACAUACGAAGCCAUACGGGUGAACGUCCCUAUUCGUGUUCACAUUGUCAGGACGCAUUUAGUAAUAAUAAAUUGCUCAAUUAUCAUAUGCGAACAACUCAUCCGGGUAUGUUGGAAACGAAUAAACGGAGAGAUAAAAGUUUGGAUGAUUCGCUGGAGGAAGAUCUCAUAUGGUUACAAACGGGAGAAAAACAAUUGAAAUGCGAUAAGUGUGAAAAAACAUUUGGCUCAAAAUUAGGACUCAAAGUGCACAUUCGAACUCAUACAGGUGAACGUCCGUAUCCCUGUCCACAUUGUCAGAAAGCGUUUAAAGAUUCUUCGGAGCUCGUUUCGCACAUUCGGAAUCAUACGGGCGAACGUCCCUAUCCUUGUCCACAUUGUCAGAAAGCGUUUAAGCGAAAUACUGCACUCAAAAACCAUAUUCGAACUCACACGGGUGAACGUCCAUAUUCCUGUCAACAUUGUCCGAAAAUGUUCACACUUCGUCCAUCUCUCACAUAUCACCUGCGAACAACUCAUAUGGGUUUGUUGGAAACGAAUAAACAGAGAGAUAGUUAUUCGGAUGAUUCGCAGGAGGAAGAUCACAUACGAUUACACAGGGUAAAUAUGUGCUUUUAUAUUCUGAAAACAUUGACUGAUAAUCUAUUUCAGGAGAAGAGCCAUUGAAAUGUGAAUAAUGUGCAAAAAUAGGAUCGCCUAUACCUAGCUACACGGAUGGGAGACAAAAGACUGUGAUUGUUGGGAACAGUUGCUCUGAAUUGAGUUAUUUUAACUGCUCUGAAAUCGAUAAAUUCUACUUUUUUAAUACUCCAAAUAAUGCCCCAAAAAUUAGCCGUCUGUUAUAUGAACUGAAUAUCCUUCAAACGGGUUGUAAAAUUUGAAGCGGUACAAAGAAUCCGGAGCCGUUACUGUAUCGCUAGAUGAUUCAGAUUAAAUGUCUUAAGGUCUGAAUGCUCUCUUGAGAAGUUUGGGUGGUUCCCGUAGUGUACUGAUCUCAAAGUGUGCUGCUUAUUUACAGGGACGGAAAGCGGAAUGGACAAGUGGAUUUUGGGGAAUGUAACAGGAUGAAUAAUAACAUAAGUAUUUCUCAGGAUGGCUUAAGUUGGGGUACAAAAACAUAGAAGGCCUGAUCAAGGCCGAUUUAAACCUCUCGUGAACAUGAACGAAAACAAACACUUUUUGUUAGUAAUUCAUCAGUGCAUAUAUAAAUCAGGAGGAAAACAUCUUGAAACGAUACAAAACAUUUUUUAGAUGAAGAAAUGGGUGGGUUAUAUCUAGGAUAUAAACGCAAUGUUGACAUUGGCUGUUGAAGAACCAGUCUCUUGCACUCACCAUACAUAGCAACCGUGGGAACUAAAUUGCCCAUACUUUUUCAGAAUUGACAGAACUAGUUCACUUCCGUUCAUUACUCCAUGUUAUGGCGGGUUUACAUUAGGGAGAUCUAUAGCUAUAGAUGGACUUAUUCGCGUGAAAAUAGGUGUAAACGGGUGAUAAUAAAUAUGAUACGCUUAUUCGAGGUAUAUAUAACUUGAAUAAAUUCAGCAUAUGUAAACGCUUGUGAAUUUCUCACUGGUGAGAAAUCACUAAAGUUGGAUGACGUUCUACUUCAGGUGAAUGAAUUCACCGAAAAUAUGAAUAUAUUCAUUAUAGAAGUUCACGCUAGUGUAAACGGUUGAUGCGAUUUCUAUAAAUCUCAUCAUAUUUCUUCACAUGAAUAUAUCACUAAUCUAAACCCACCCUUAUAUAAUAUUAAAAGCAAUAAACACGUUUUCUUUUAUACUGCGUAAAGUUUCGUCGGUCUUGUUAUUAAU
Toxorhynchites rutilus septentrionalis is the source of this 2684-nucleotide messenger RNA. Its product is annotated as zinc finger protein 501-like. Lineage: Eukaryota; Metazoa; Arthropoda; Insecta; Diptera; Culicidae. Gene Ontology annotation, molecular function: RNA polymerase II transcription regulatory region sequence-specific DNA binding; DNA-binding transcription factor activity. Gene Ontology annotation, cellular component: nucleus. The transcript has 10 exons. Gene Ontology annotation, biological process: negative regulation of DNA-templated transcription. The coding region runs from base 115 to 1539 and encodes 474 amino acids. The record is from RefSeq and is a predicted model, not a curated record.